This is a messenger RNA of Strongylocentrotus purpuratus (purple sea urchin), 1944 nucleotides long. RefSeq lists its product as uncharacterized. The record is from RefSeq and is a predicted model, not a curated record. Lineage: Eukaryota; Metazoa; Echinodermata; Echinoidea; Camarodonta; Strongylocentrotidae. Bases 1 to 1944 code for a protein of 647 amino acids. The transcript has 2 exons.
AUGGACACAACUCUGCAAAAUAGACCAAGUACAGGAAACAACAGACCUCCUUUGUAUCAAGGUUCAAGUUCAAAUUACGUGCAAGCAGCUGUCAAUGCUGCAGUCAACAAAGCAGCACAACAGGCCCUUCUAGCCAAAAGCAUGACCGGUAAUCCCAUAGUCCCAGAGAAGAACAGGAAUGUUUCCACUACAAAGAAGGGUUCUCAGCGUCCAAAGGCUGGGGGAUCAAGCCAGAUAUUGAGGCAAUCAGAUAUAGACGAUGGCCUAGAUUUCUUGAACUCUACAUCAAACAGCCCAAGCUUCCCACCCUCAUUGUCCUCUGUCAAUAUGGAUAUCUUUGAGAACUCCUCGUGGAACCUAGAGCCUCAACAGACAGAAGAUAGGGAAAACACAAGGGGGAAUUCCCAAAAGAUGCAAGAACUUGCGUCUCCCCCUAUGCAGCAGAUACAUCAACGCGUAGGCAACAACUGCGUUAACGUCAAUUACGUAGAUGCAUCUAAUCUUGGGUCAGGCGAUGAUUUAGAUUUCUCAAGUCUACCGCCCUUUUCGUCAUCUAAUCAACAGCAGCAGCAUACACCAACUGACCGGCAGACCCCUCAAAACCAAGCCUAUUCUGUACCAAGUGGUAGGUCGAGUGUAGCGUCCAUGGAACCAAGUCCAAUGCAGGCAAGUCCAAUGAACUAUAAUGUCCAGGAAGGUAGCCAUAUGUCACAGAUGAAUGAAAUGCCACAUUCAAACUCUAGCAGUAGAGGUCCUCCGAGCGUUGAGACACCGUCUCAGCAGCAACAGCAGCAGAGGAGAAUGACACAGUCUCCGAUGGUGCAGAGUGGCCAUCCAGGACAGGGGAUCAAGAGAGCAGCCGCAGAUGGACACCACUUGAACAUAGCCAAGAAAGCACAUGGUGCGAUGCAUCCCGGCCGCAGAGCCACCCAACAAUCCAAUUCAGAGUCCAGACAGCAUUCUUCCAUCCACAGCAACCAGCAGUCACAGCAGUUUCAUUCGUCCACUUCCCAUACACCAAUCCAACCUGCUGAAAGUGUCUUUGACAGGGGGGAAGUCCAGCUCAUCAUGUACCCUUCACAAGGUGGAGGAGGCGGGAGGGUACAGGAGAGCAAUCGGUCCAAGAAGCGAGCCCCGAAUCCUUCAGACAGUAUUUUCGCCCGGGACCCGCACGAGAUCGACGGAACUCGCAGUACAUCAAUAUCGUUGCUGCAAGACCCCUGGUUCGGUGGGUCGACACGAACGAACGCGUCCAGUAGCAACGAGACUGCUCCUCCCACAUUCCUUCCCAACUUCUCUAGCUCACAGACCUCCCAGAGCCAAUCAGAGAGUGUUCCUUCAUCGUCGUCCACCACUUCAUCGCUCAUCUCCAACAUCUCUCCAUCUCGCCGGCUGAGACACAACGAGAUGCCCACCUACCUCCCGUCUCAUUUACCAGGACCUAUCCUUCCCAGUCCUCCUCAUACCAAGGGAAGUCACACCCGAGAGGCGGACAUCACCGCUUCCUUCAAUCCCAUGUUCACCCCUUCACGGACAGCGGGAAUCCACAGCAUGCCUGCCAACUUCCCUGUAUUUCAUGAGCACCAGCCUCCGGGUGGCUUCAACAUCGCCAAGCCCAACCAGCUUCCCGGCAGCGUGACCCAACCGCCCUUCAACUUCAACAACAUCUUCAACGAUGCCCCCCAGAUGGCGUCCAGCAGUCACGUCUCGGACGCGUCCACCUUGAACCACAGCAUCGGCCUCGCCCCGACCGUCCAUCUCCAUGGCAAUGCAUCGCUGCCCUCGGAGGAAAGUGUGCUACACGCCGGGAACAUGGGUCAGAGACACGUAGGUCAGCCUUUCGGCUUGCUGGCUCAGAACCGCCCGCCGCCGAUGGGAGUCCCAACACCGAUGGGUAGGCCUCACCAGUUUCAUAGCCCUUCUUUUAUGCCUCACCAAUUCUAA